CCUUGCUUUUCCAAGUCUUUACGGAAUUUAACCUUGGUGCUUACCUACGUAGGCAUUCCAAUAAUGUGAACGAUAUCACAAGGUGUUCAAGAGUACCGUUAACUGUCUACAGCUUAGGAAUUCGGUGCUGCGACGAAAGGCUACAAUGAGCGUGUCCGAAAUAGCAGAGUUUUUGGAGACUCCCACUGGAAAAGACAAAAUGAUAAGGACGCUAUGUUACGCCGCUAAACUUACAUCUGCAUUGGUGAAAUCGGAAUCUGCAUCGGAAAAAUUAAAUUCUUUCGGCAGUCAACUGAGUAACUGUCGUGUUAUAUUAAGGCUGUUCGAUGACUUCCCACAACUAAGUUGUACACUGGAGUAUGGUCUUGGUGCGCAGGAACGUGAUGUCUAUCUCAGAUUUGUCAAUGUGCUCAGGAAUUUGGUAGAUCAAGCGUUCUUUCCAAUUGAACACAUAGAGUGGCUGGCAGAUAACAACUACAUUAAUGUUCGGAGUGAACCAUGGGCUGUAUGUAGCACUUGGUGCUGGGUUAUCUCACUGGCCUUGUCACUGAUGAAGUCACUUAGAACCAUCAAAAAUAUGAAUAAGCGAAAAAAGUCUCUGAAGGAAGUAGACUCCGAGCACAAGGAUGCAGUUGUAAUGGCAGCAAAGAGACGACGCGAAGUUCUGAGUGCAGUCCGGAAUGUGAUAGACCUGAUCCAUGCCAUACAUUGUCUUCCUCCUGGCUUCCUAUGGUCGAGUCGCCUAAGUAGGUUGCAGGUUGGCACUGUGGGAACACUGUCAUCUCUGCUCGGUCUUUACAUGGCUGUUACAUCAUUCCGAGCCAACAGGGCCUGAGCACAUUCAACCGAUGUUUCCUAUAGGGCAGCGUCUGCAAACAGAACAACUGUUGCAGAUCUCUACAACGUCAGCCUGUUAUACAUAGUAUAAAUCUUUAGUCUCAGUAAAAGUGUUGGAUGCGCCUGCUCUCGAUAACUGGCAGUUGCCUAGUAUUAUACAAAUGUAAAGAGCGCUAAAAUACCUUUAAAAGAUGCAUCUACCUGUUCUUGGUGUAAGGUAAUUUUGUGUUUAAAUGGUUUGGAGCUUGUGGGCAAAUGACACAGGUUGAUGAUAAACAUUAACAGGUGCUAGCUCUGCACAUUUGUAGCAAUCUUCAGUCUGCAGCAAAUUGCCCCUUGAGGCACGAGCUACAGAUCUGAAGUGAAGAGGACAUGCUGCUGUAUGGUUGGAAACUAGCGUAUCAACUUCUUCUUGCUCUUUGCUUCUCUAAACUUCCUUUGAAUUUCUAUGCCUCCAGAUUUCUCACAUAUGUAGUACUUCAUCUUGGGUAAUGAUAUAUUCAGUUCCUUCUCAAAUUCUGGUAUCUUGUCAAUCCAGCUCAUCCUAGUUGUGAGCAAAGGGUUUGGUUUAAAGACCUGUCCGUGCGGUGUCUCUGGUGUAGGCAUGUCGUUUGGGGGUUUUGAGGUGGCAUAAUUGGGCUCAAAUGUCCAACUGUUAGCUGUUAUAUUUGCAUUCUCAAUACUUCCAAACUAUGUGCCUCACCAGAGACACCAUACAGGUAGGUCUUAUAGAAAUAUGAAUAGUACAAAAAUGUCUAUAUAUGUCUAAAACAAAUGUAACAUUUUUUGAGCUUGUCUUCCAGUUUUAGUUCUCAAUGCAGACAAGGAAUGUUGGCAAGUGCUAGUGGUCUAAAGUAAAUAAUAGAAGGAAAAAGAUGAUGGCAAUUUUCAAAUCUAUAUGCACGAGAUACUAUUGGCAAUUUAGGUUGGCAAUUUUAAUAAUUCACACUGUGACCAGCUUUGGAUUUUUAAAGUUCAAAAGCAAUAUUUACAUAUAGAUGUAAACCAGAAAUACAGCUCAUCAUUACAAGUUAGCAAUUUUGCUGUUAGAGGUAUGUUGUAAGCUUGUUGCUUUUUUAAAAUCCAGUUGUCACUGUAGGAUGUGCUUAAUAUAUUUUCUCUUGUCAUUGCUUAUUACAAGAAUGAGUGAAGCUAUUACCGUCUGAUAAUGCAAGUGAUAGAAGGUAAUCAUUGACUGCAAAAUUGAGCUGUAGACAAACAUAAAGUAGAUUGAAAAAGUUGCUGACCUAAGAAACAAAGCAGUCUUGGGCUGGGCUCACACUGUUGUCCUACCUAGCUGCCUCUCCACCACCCAACCUACUAUAUCCUGUGAUACACAUGACUUUAACUCAAAAGGAGGACAUUGUCCAAAAUCUCAGGAACUUUUGCUGUCUUUAAUUUUUAUAUUUUUUCGACUAGCCAGAGGCACAUGCUGAAAGCAGUUUCUGUUGUGUUGACAACUAGUGAAGGCAUUGCCAAAUGAAACAGUGGAAAAUCCAGUAUGGAAUAAUGAUAGUAUUGUGAAAAGGAUAGAUUGUUACUCGUCAUAUAGAGAGAUGUUAAGUUGUGAACAGGCACAACAAAAGGACUGCUAAACAUAAGAGUUUCGGCCAUAAGGCCCUCUUCUAAUAUUGACAACACACACACACACACACACACACACACACACACACACACAAGCACAACUCAAACGCAGCUACAGUAUAUGUUGAGUAACAAUCUAUCCUUUUCAUAAUAUAGUGAAGGCAUUGUGAAACCCUCAUGUUAGGGUGCUGUUGACCUCAGAUGUUAAGUCCCAUAGUGCUCGGAGCUAUUUGAAACACUCAUGUUAAGUGUCAAACAAAUGUAAGAUAACUGUAUUGUGAGUGGUGAGUUUUACACCUUCCAUAAUUUGUACUUCACCCAAGGCCUUCCAGUACCAAGCUAAGGUUAAGGUUGUACUUUGCAGAGUGUCGUGAAUAAAGUUGAAAAGUAAUAUGUAAAUAUACAAAGCCAAUACAAAAGAACAAUGGGAAUGUAAAUGAUGGAAAUGUCAUAUGUCCUUGGAACCUAUUGUACGCAACUGUUCUAAUGAAUUAUGGAAUCACCUUUUAACCUUGUGUGUGGGUUACAGUUACUUCUUCAUCUUUGUUAACUAAUGUGUGUGCCAAAUUUUAGCAACAGGAAAAGUUACCAAUGUUAAUGGAAGACUGAUUGCCUUGAUUUUAUGUUUGUGAUUGUACUCUUUCCUGUUUUUAUAUAUUUGACAUACUUUUUAGAUUCUAAUUUGUCAAAGACAACUGUAUUUUCAAUCAAUCUGACAAGCAUGUUCCAUGUUGCACAUAACAUCUGGACCACUUUUGUUUUCUAGGUCUUAUCAGUUGUCUCUCCAAUUUCUGUAUUAACUACAUCUCUUCCAGUUACAUUUGUUCCAAGUGAAUGUCAUAGAACUAUAAAAAUUAAAUGUCAAACAUGAGAAAUGUGUUCACUUAGCUGACACCCACUUCUACCAUUACUUUUUUCACUGAGUUGACUGAAAGCAGACUGAAGGCAAUGAUUAUUAUUUUCACACUAACAUGCCGGAAAUACAUUAGUGUUUCAUUUUUUCCUAUUACAUUGACAUCACAAUAAAGUAAUCACAUGAUAAUGUACUUUCCAGGAACUGGACUACCCAGACUCUCAGUUUCAGAAAUGAGUGAAAAUCAAGGUGAAUAAAUAUUCAGAAAAGUUGUAGUUUAUCAAUUUUGAAUAUGUCAGACAUUACCAGUAACACAAGUUACUACCACACCCUUUACGGUACAGUGGAACAUGUACUCAAUUAACUCAGUUUUUCCCCUGCAAAAACAGUUUUUGUAAAGCAAUGGUGGGUGGGGGAAUAGCAAAAAAAUAAUUUUGUAUGUUUGUGUGUAUGCAUGCAUGUGUUUGUGUGUACUGAAUCUUCAAAUGAUGUAUUUAUGGUCUUCCAAGCCUAGAACUUAACUUUACACAAAGUUGCUAUAUGUACUUGGUUGCUUAAUCUUGCCAUAUUUUAAAUUUUUGUUGAUGAAUUAGUCCAAAAAGUUGAAGUAUUUCUAGAAUUAUAUUUUUUGUAUUGUUUUUACAGUUUAUGGUUGUGACACCUUUGCAACUGCAAUAAGUCUUCAAAUGGGCCAAACUAAUUAUUUCUUUUGCCACAAAUUUGAUCUUAUUUCUAAUUGUAGAAUUGUCUCUGAAUAUUUUUCUGCAUGACAAAUGAAUGGAAAUAUGCAAAUUAAACCAACUUUCUGACAUCAGUAUCAGAGAGAGUAACAGCUGCUAAAUCUAAAUGUGCAAUACCUGUAUGUGAUAUUCUGUUGACAUCUGUACCAAUAUUCAGAAACAUCAACUUUACUUAUUACCAUUCUUCCAUGUUCUGCUGCUCUGUGUUCCAUCCAGUCUUGUUUAUGCCAGCAAGACGAAAUAGAGAGGUUGUCGUACUUACAUGUGCUAGUGGUAUGAAAAUGGUCUCGUGUGUUUUUUUUCCACUCGGGUUGUCCACAGUGCUCAGUGGCAAUACUUUGAAAUAAAACAAAAUAUUCCUAAAAAUAAAGACUUAUUGAAGUUGUGAAAGACUAUAAAAUGCAUGUAUUGUGUUGUGUGUAUAUAUUGAGCUGAUUGCUUUAGUGGCAUUGGUCGUUAUUAGGCCUGUUUACAGUUUGUAUACAGUAUUCUAAACUGAUCUUUUACUGCGACUAUUGUAACACUACUGGUAAGGUAAUAAGAUUAGUGGAAAUUGUCGUGAAAAGGAACAGUCUUUGUGCAUUUAUAUAUACACGUGCCAUCUGUCUGGAAAUAUUGUAUGGUGGAAGUGAUAUUGGUGGUGACGGUAGUAACAUUAACUAUCCAGACAGCAUCUAUCAUUAGUACCAAGUAUUCAGCAGAAAAAAGUUAUCUUUACAAAAUAUUUGCUCAACUUUGAGAGCAUUCCACUGAUAUUGUCCCCAAUUUUGUACAAUGUAUAAGAAUACCAUGUUAAAAAAAUUAGGUGAAUUUUAGUAUACAAAUAAAUUUUAUUUUUUCA
Molecule: messenger RNA, 4855 nt
Organism: Schistocerca cancellata (South American locust)
Lineage: Eukaryota; Metazoa; Arthropoda; Insecta; Orthoptera; Acrididae
Gene: Pex11c
Product: peroxisomal membrane protein 11C
Exons: 5
Coding region: 146-835 (229 amino acids)
Biological process (GO): peroxisome fission
Cellular component (GO): peroxisomal membrane
Source: RefSeq, a predicted model, not a curated record